This is a messenger RNA of Brassica napus (rape), 1076 nucleotides long. RefSeq names its product probable UMP-CMP kinase 1. The record is from RefSeq and is a predicted model, not a curated record. Gene Ontology annotation, biological process: UDP biosynthetic process; 'de novo' pyrimidine nucleobase biosynthetic process; CDP biosynthetic process. Gene Ontology annotation, molecular function: UMP kinase activity; ATP binding. Gene Ontology annotation, cellular component: cytoplasm; nucleus. Bases 180 to 803 code for a protein of 207 amino acids. Lineage: Eukaryota; Viridiplantae; Streptophyta; Magnoliopsida; Brassicales; Brassicaceae. The transcript is spliced from 8 exons.
CAGAACGGUAGAAGUUCCAAGAAGGCUUCAUCUUCUUCAUUACUUUCUUCUCCUCUGUUUACUUUGAAAUUUCUUCAGGACUUGUCAAACUGCUGCGUGAUUCACGGUCGCAUCUCUGUCGAUUCCAGAUAGUAUCAGUUGGAUCAGAGGUAGUAGAUUUAUCAUGGAAACUUCUGUUGAUGCUCCUAUCAAGGUAUCUUUCUCGCCUGUAUACGGACAAACAUGAAGAAAGUCCUAGGUGGAAGAAAUCAACAAUUGUUUUUGUGUUAGGUGGUCCUGGAAGUGGAAAAGGUACUCAGUGUGCUAAUGUUGUCCAACACUUUAGCUAUACUCAUUUGAGUGCUGGUGAUCUUCUUAGAGCAGAGAUUAGGUCUGGUUCUGAAUUUGGAGCCAUGAUCCAAGGCAUGAUUGCUGAGGGGAGAAUUGUGCCGUCCGAGAUUACGGUGAAGCUUUUGUGUAAAGCUAUGGAGGAAAGUGGCAAUGAUAGGUUCAUCAUUGAUGGUUUCCCUCGCAAUGAAGAAAACCGAAUAGUAUUCGAAAAUGUUGCUAAAAUCGAGCCUGCUUUUGUUCUGUUCUUUGAUUGUCCCGAAGAAGAACUAGAGAAGCGCAUUAUGAACAGGAACCAGGGAAGAGAAGAUGAUAAUCUUGAGACGAUAAAGAAGCGAUUUAAAGUGUUUGUAGAAUCCACCCUCCCUAUUGUUAGCUACUACGAAUCUAAAGGAAAACUUCGAAAGAUUAAUGCUGCAAAACCGAGCGAGGAGGUUUUCGAGGAAGUGAAAUAUUUAUUUGCAUCUGAAACUUGACAAGGUGAAGCUUGUGCACGUUUCAUACAAACAGUGUUUGGUAUAUUCCUCUUAGAUAAUUAUUAUCACUGUUUGGUUUUGCUUACGUUGGCAUCGCAGACUAGUUAUCGCCGAACAAAACAAAAACAGAGACUUUCACAUGUCCCGUCGUAUACGUAAUUAGGAUUUACAAAUUUGUGCUUAUUAAGUAAUGCUAGUAUCUCUACGUAUAACGUGUUCCCUUUAUGAUAUAACCACAUUUUCGUUGUAAUAAAUAACAUUUUGUUAGGAACU